This is a messenger RNA of Exophiala bonariae, 1137 nucleotides long. RefSeq lists its product as uncharacterized. Gene Ontology annotation, molecular function: DNA-binding transcription factor activity; transcription cis-regulatory region binding. NCBI's taxonomy places the organism in Eukaryota, Fungi, Ascomycota, Eurotiomycetes, Chaetothyriales, Herpotrichiellaceae. Bases 1 to 1137 code for a protein of 378 amino acids. Gene Ontology annotation, cellular component: nucleus. Gene Ontology annotation, biological process: positive regulation of transcription by RNA polymerase II. The transcript has a single exon. The record is from RefSeq and is a predicted model, not a curated record.
AUGGCGAUGGAAUCAAAAGUUCUUUCCGAAGCCCUAGUUGCCUGGUCAGCUGGACAUCUUGCUAGCGUUGACCAAUCGUACGAAACUACAGCACUUGAAGCCCGGUCGAUAGCUCUCAACGCACUUGCAAAAGCAGUGAUGUCCCCAGCGGACAGUAUCUCUUCCCACGAGACGAAUACUGCCGCGUGUUUGGUUCUUCUCACCUCUGAGGUCUGUCAAGGCGACCGAGCGGGCUGGUACAACCAUUUAAUGGGCGCCAAACAUAUCAUCGAAUCCGCCAAAUGCACAGGGCUCUCUAGCAAAGCAAUUAUAACGGGUCCCGAAGUUUUUAAGCAAAGUCCCGAAGGCCAGUGGGUCCUACGCAAUUUCGCCUAUCAUGAUGUACUGGCCAGCGUGACUUUGGGACGACCACCGUUGAUAAACGCCGAAUAUCUCGAGGGCAUCACAGAUGUGGUCGACACUUACCUGGGUGUAGCCUCAGAAGUACUCACUUUCAUAUCUGAAGCCAGUUCUCAUGGCCACGAUAUGUUAUUUGCUGUCAGCAGUCCUGAUGAGCCAGUGCCUGAGACCACAAAACAGCAAUUUGCAGCUUCUUUGGAGGCAUACCUUGAGGUGAAGCAGAAACUGCACGAUUGGAGAUGUGACGCCUCGGCGAAACCUGAGCUAGCCGCAGUGGCAUAUGCAUAUCGUAGCGCUGCCCUGAUACAUGUUUAUCGACGAAUUCGUGGCCUGCUUCAUCUCAGUCAAAGUAUGAAUCACACUAUUCAUUCCGAAGAAUACAUGAACGGUGUCAUAGCCUCCAUCAGCGCCGGAUUGAAGUUUCAAGCUGGCCAGCUUCUCGCGCAUGUCUCGAAGAUUCCGCUGAACGAUAUCCCGGAAUCGGCACUCCUCUUUCCGUUGUUUAUGGCUGGAGGUGAAGUGGAUCCAACUGACAUCACUCUACUCGAUAUGAUCCGCAAUCGUUUGAGGAUGAUUUUAGAGAAGCGCAAUUUCAUCAACGUGCUCUCUGCUCUGGAGAUUCUCGAGGAGUUAUGGGACCGCAAAACGAAGCACGCUUCUCAGAGCAGUAAUCUCGAUACUGUUGCCGAUUGGGAAGACGUCUUGAAAGCUCAAGGGGGAUUACUCUUACUCACUUGA